Molecule: messenger RNA, 1590 nt
Organism: Colletotrichum karsti
Lineage: Eukaryota; Fungi; Ascomycota; Sordariomycetes; Glomerellales; Glomerellaceae
Exons: 4
Coding region: 1-1590 (529 amino acids)
Biological process (GO): butanediol biosynthetic process
Cellular component (GO): cytoplasm
Molecular function (GO): zinc ion binding; (R,R)-butanediol dehydrogenase activity
Source: RefSeq, a predicted model, not a curated record
AUGAGAGCGGCAAGGUAUUACGGCAAAGAGGAUAUCCGGAUCGAGGAGAUCGAAGAACCUCCAUGCGGGCCUAAUCAGAUCAAGAUCGCCCCGGCAUUCGUCGGAAUUUGCGGAACAGAUCUCCACGAAUACCUCGGCGGGCCCAAUUUCUGCCCCGCCUCCAGACAUCCCGUCACGGGUGACACCAUUCCCGUAACCCUGGGCCACGAGUUCUCCGGAGUCAUCAAGGAGAUCGGCUCGGAGGUUAAGGCCGAGGGCAAAAUCAAGGUCGGACAGCCGUGUGCUGUGCAACCGACGGUCUACUGCGGCAAGUGUGCCGCGUGCAAGAGCGGCGCCGAGAACGCAUGUCACACAGGCGGCUUCAUCGGCCUCAGCGGCGGAGGUGGCGGGCUGAGCGAGGCGGUGUCGGUGCCAGCUGACCAGGUGUUCCCUUUGCCCGACGGCGUGCCGCUUGAGCUGGGCGCGCUGGUGGAGCCGCUCUCUGUUUCUUGGCAUGCCGUGUCUGCCGGGAACGUCACGCCGGAGUCGACGGUUUUGAUCAUGGGCGGUGGUCCAAUCGGACUUGCUGCGGUUCUCUGCUUGAUCGCUAAGGGUGUGAAGAAGAUUAUUGUUGCUGAGAUUGCAACUGCUCGUCAACAGUUUGCGAGGGAGUUUGGCGCGACACAUAUCAUCAACCCCAAGGAACAGGAUGUUGUCAAGGAGACGUUCGCUAUCACUGAUGGUAUUGGUGCCGACGUCGUUUUCGACUGCGCUGGAGUGCCUGCUAGCGUCAAAGCUGCAUGUCUUGCAGUGAAGACCCGAGGAACCGUUGUGAACGUCGCAAUCUGGGAGAAGGAAAUUCCGUUUAAUCCCAAUUGGGUGACAUGGAGAGAAAGCUCGUAUAAGUCAGUGCUUGGGUAUCAAAAGGCCGACUACCAGGCAGUCAUCGAAAAUUUGAGAACAGCGCGCCUACUUCUCCAAGCCUGCGAUGCCUCCGUCCAAAUCGGACGAGUCAAUCUGGCACUAGCGGAAGAUCUCGACGAGGAGAUCGCACCUGCUUUCUCAGCACUACAAUUUCCACCCGAGGGUCUUUUUGUUCGCCUGGACACCUGCUCGCCCAAGGAUGGAGCGCAUAAGGUCCCCGGCAAGAUGUCUCUCCACUCCGUUGAUGAAACCAUCCUUCGACUCGUCACUUCAGGCCGCUGUCGUUCCGCCAUCAAUGAUUGCUUGUCAUCAUCAAGCGCCGUCGAACUCUACUUCUUACCGUUUAAUGAUCGAAUGGCCUCCGAACGAGAGUAUCGAGUCUUCUGUCGCCCUGGAGACCUCAGAAUAACCGCAAUCAGUCAGUACCGUUGGCACAAGCCAUGGCGAUUCGCCGACCUUCCGGAGGACGGUCAGAGUUACGUUAUUUGGAUGGUGUGCUUUGGGGCAGUGGCUGCUCGAGAACAUAUCCUGGCGGACCUGGACGACCAUAGCCAGACAGACAAGCUGAUGGUGGAGCAAGGAAUGUCUUUUGAUCUCUUCUACGACGAGCAGGCGCGAAGUGUUGAGUUGGUUGAGCUCAAUCCCUUUGGAAUCAGAAGUCCAUGCGGCUCUUGCUUGUUUCAGUAG